CGCGACAAAUUUAUUUAUACAUGCACCUUUUACAUCGAAAAGGGGAACUAGGCAGCAGAGAGCAGAUGUGACCAGGACAGAGGUGCUCUGUGUGUGUUUCGGUCACUCAGCUGGAAAAAAAAUCCUUUAUGCCUGCCACCAUCCCCGCGCGAGAGACAUGAUAGAGCCAUCUGAUCAAGACGAGUUGGCCGUGGCUGGUGAUCGAUUUCUAGCACCUCCCAAUGGCGGCAUUAAUGAAUUGCUCAAUGUGGGACAAGAAGACAACAUGCAGGGCCAGAUGGAGGAGUUUCUGGGUCCACAGGCAGAGUAUGAUGAGGAGGAGGAGGAGAGGAAAUACUACAGGAGGAAGAGACUGGGAGUCAUCAAGAAUGUUCUUGCAGCCAGUGUUGGAGCCAUGAUUGUGUACAGUGUGUACAUGGGCCUCCUGCAGAUGCAGCUGAUCCUCCAUUAUGAUAUGACCUACCGUGAGGUGAAGUACAGCAGCCUUGGUCUUGAAGACAUCGACCGCAAGAUGCUGAUGGGCAUCAAUGUCACGCCCAUCAUAGGCCUGCUGUACACGCCUGUACUUAUCAGGUUUCUAGGCACUAAGUGGAUGAUGUUCUUGGCCUCAGGAAUCUAUGCACUCUUUGUAUCAACCAAUUACUGGGAGAGGUACUACACCUUGGUUCCAUCAGCUGUUGCCAUUGGUGUGGCCAUUGUGCCACUAUGGGCUUCCUUAGGAAAUUACAUCACAAGGAUGGCGCAGCAGUACUAUGAGUAUGUCAACUAUAAGGAAGAGCAUGUGCUGGAGCAGAAGAAGCUCCCAAAAGGAGCAUGCCAUAGCUACAUCAUUGUCUUCCAGUCAGUCUUCUCUAUUAUUUUUCAUCUGAGUUUUGUCUUUGCGGAGUUCCCCAUGCGCUUUGUCCUCAACAGUUACCUGCAAGACAACCAACACAUUCUCUACAAUGUCAAGUCCUGUGGAGCAAACAUCAGUGGAGUGAUCCCUGGCUUCAACACCACCGUGCUCACCAACCUGCCUCGCUCCAUGCUGCUCAUACUGGUGGAGAGUGUCCUCAUGGGCUUCGCCUUCCUCGCCAUGAUCAUCUUCCUUGUGCUGUGUGGUGCUGCAUAUCGCCCGACGGAAGAGAUUGACCUUCGCAGUAUUGGCUGGGGAAACAUCUUCCAGCUGCCUUUCAAACACCUGAGAGACUAUCGCCUGCGGCUGCUCUGCCCCUUCUUCAUCUACAGUGGAUUUGAAGUGCUGUUUGCUGUGACGGGAUUCUUUCUGUCCUAUGGUGUCUGUGUUUUGGGCCUGAAAAAACUGUGGCUCCUUAUACUCGUUUAUGGCCUCUCCUGCUCCAUCUUUUCCUCCCUCUCCCUUUGCCUCCUACACCUCCAGCGCUGGGUGUGUCUGGCGGGGGGCGCUGCUGUGCAUGGGGUGCUGCUUGUGGCUCUCUUGGCGUUGUCUCUACCUGCUGACAAGCCAGAUGAGUAUGAGGGUCCUCUGCUGGUCAUCUCUGUGCUAUGGGGCCUCGGCACAGCCCUGAACAAGACGGGCGUCAGCACUCUGCUCGGUAUGCUGUAUGCUGAGGACAAAGAACGUCUGGACUAUGUCUAUACCAUCUAUCACUGGUGGCAGGCCAUCGCCAUCUUCAUAGUCUACCUCUGGUCGAACCUGCCUAUGAGGGCCAAGCUCUCCAUCCUGUUGGCCAGUUUAUUGCUGGCCUGUUACUGUUAUUGGGUGAUGGAGCAUCGGCUGGCCAUGAAAGUGCCUUACAGACUGCCUCGCAUCCCACGGCCACGGCACAAGGUCAAGGGCUACCGCUACCUAGAAGAGGAUAACUCAGAUGAGUCGGAUUCAGAGAGAAGUGAGGAAGAUGAUAAGGAGGAGAAUGAGGACGAAGAGAAUGGGGCAGCAGAGGACAGAGAGGAAGGAAGUCAAGACACAGGGGUCCAGGAAUCACCCAGAGCCAGGGGGAGAGGUGCUGAGGGUCACUGCUGCAGACGGGAAGGUGCUCUUGUGAUGGAGGGAGGGAGGGAAACGCGUUAGGUAAGGUGAGAGCGGAGAAAAAGGAGGAGAAAUGAGGAGAUGCCAGUUAGAGUACUGGGUGCUGUUGCACUCAUGACUCAAUUUAUAUAUAUUUAACAGACAGUUAUAUAUAAUGUAACUUCAACAUUUUUCUGCCAAAACUUAAAAUGAAAAGCUCUAAUCACCUAUACAUAACAUAAUAUAUUUACAACAGUGAUCCAGAAGAAAGGGUACAGUACAGUGUUCAAAGUUUGUGGCUCAUAUUUGCCAAUCUGCCAAUAAUUAUAGGGACAGAGCAGCAGCUCCUUCUGUGCUUCAUUAAGUAGAAAACAUUUACAUAACAAAAAAAAAGAGAGCACUUAUCUGGUAAGAAAGAACUGAAAGUGAGAGAAAAACAGAAUGAGGAAUUGAUUUUCUAAGUUUAUUUUCAGGUUGAAGUGUGUUUUGAUAGUGAUUUUUUAGAGAGCUUAAUCCUUCUGGAUGUUAACAGUGUGAGCAGCCUUGGCAAUAUUUGUUCUUUUGUCUUUGUUUACUUUUAACUCCUUCAUUUAUGCACAUUUCUUUGAGAAAACAACCCAACUCAAGUUAUUAUUAGAAGCUCAGGCAUGUAUCUGUUGCCGGAUGUAUCUCUGUUAUGGGAGGAGUGAAACAGGCUUUUUUGCAGAAGUUUAACAUGAAUGUAUAUUUCUGUUUUGAGAUAGUUCAAUAUACAUGACAUCUAUAACACGUAUGUCCGAAGAGGGAUCCCUCCUCAGCUGCUCUUCCUGAGGUGUCUACCAUUUUUCCCCCAUUAAAGGGUUUUCGAUUUGAGGGUCAGAGGGAUGUUAUUUGCUGUAAGCCCACUGAGACAAACUGAUUUGUGAUAAUGUGCUUUAUAAAUAACAUUGACUUGACUUAACUUGGCAAUAGGUACUUGUGAUCAUUAAUGUAUGGCCAAUGCCAAUAAGGCAUGCAUUGUCCUAAAAGUGGCCUCAGGAAUAAAAUUAUGCGACUGUAACUGUGGACUAUAUAAAUAAUAAAGUAUUUGUCAACACAACUAUAAAAAAGAUUCAAGAGUUCAGCUUGUGUAGCUGAGUACAAUUACAUGCACAAAAUAUUGUGGUUUUUGCCCUCAGUCCAAAAGGGCAGAAUUCCUAUUGAGUUGUUUUCAGGCUAAUGAAAAUGUUAACGUGCCCUAACAUUUUAUUCAUUCAUUGUUUGUAACCUCUUGUCCUCGGUCACGGUGUCCUCGCGCGGGGACUAGAGCCAAUCCCAGCUGACACUGGGCGAAAAGCGGGGUACACCCUGGACAGGUCGCCAGAUUAUUGGAGGGCCAACACAUAGACAACUUUUCAUGCUCACAAUCACACCCACAGGCAAAUUAGACACCAAUCAACCUGACCUGCAUCUUUUUGGAAUGUGGGAGGAAGCUGGAGAACCCGGAGAGAACUCACACAGGCACCAAGAGAACAUGCAAACUCCGCACAGAAGGGCCCUGCCUACGGACCGAACCUUGUUCCAACCCAGGGACCCUCUUGCUGUGAAGCUACAGUGCUAACCACAACACCACCAUGCCGCCCAACAUUUUAUUCAUGUCAAAAUAUUGAUAAGUAGGAUAACUGGCGUCACAAGUCAUUUUGCUUGUAAUGCAGCAAGAUAGUAUUUUUCAAAGUUUUCCAGGGAGGGACUUGUGCGAACACAGCUUCUCUCAACCAGCUUCUGUGUCAUUGUGAUAGUUGUACAAAUUAAAAAACUCAUUGAUAUCCAA
Plectropomus leopardus (leopard coralgrouper) is the source of this 3755-nucleotide messenger RNA. RefSeq names its product unc-93 homolog B1, TLR signaling regulator (gene unc93b1). Lineage: Eukaryota; Metazoa; Chordata; Actinopteri; Perciformes; Serranidae. The record is from RefSeq and is a predicted model, not a curated record. Gene Ontology annotation, biological process: intracellular protein transport; toll-like receptor 9 signaling pathway; toll-like receptor signaling pathway. Gene Ontology annotation, molecular function: Toll-like receptor binding. Gene Ontology annotation, cellular component: endosome; lysosome.